Molecule: messenger RNA, 4305 nt
Organism: Magallana angulata
Lineage: Eukaryota; Metazoa; Mollusca; Bivalvia; Ostreida; Ostreidae
Product: mucin-2-like
Exons: 13
Coding region: 1-4272 (1423 amino acids)
Source: RefSeq, a predicted model, not a curated record
AUGGAAAUUAUUACAGCUCUAUUUGGCUUUCUUGCCCUGACCACAAUCCACUUUCCAACGUCAACUUCCGUUUCCAAUAUUCAGCAACAACCGACAAAUACAAAUGGGUAUACAAAUACAACAACAAAUGAUACCGCUACAACUACUUUAUCCAUUGACACAACAAUUUCAUCCAGUGAAAAAGCAACAACAAAGUUUCUCGGUGAUACAGCUACAGCAACUUUUUCAUUCAAUGAAACAGCAACAACAACUUUAUCCAAUGACACAAACACAACACCAAAAUCAACUGACACAACUUCUACAUCUACACCCAGUGACAUAACUACAACAUCCAUCUUCAGUGACACAACUACAUCACCUAGAACCAGUGACACAACUACAUCACCUAGAACCAGUGACACAACUACACCCAGUGACACAACUACAAUAGCUACACCAAGUGACAUAACUACAUCACCUACACCCAGUGACACAACUACAACAACUACACCCAGUGACACAACUACAAUAUCUACACCCAGUGACACAACUAAAAUAUCUACACCAAGUGACACAACUACAAUAUUUAAACCCAGUGACACAAGUACAAUAUCUACACCCAGUGACACAACUACACCCAGUGACACAAUUACAUCACCUACACCCAGUGACCAAACUACAUCACCUUCACCCAGUGACACAACUACACCAACUACACCCAGUGACACAAAUACAAUAUCUACACCCAGUGACACAAACACAAUAUCUACACCCAGUGACACAAAUACAAUAUCUACACCUAGUGACACAACUACAAUAUCUACACCCAGUGACACAACUACAACAACUACACCCAGUGACACAACUACAAUAUCUACACCCAGUGACACAACUACAACAACUACACCCAGUGACACAACUACAACAACUACACCCAGUGACAUAACUACAUCACCUACACCCAGUGACACAACUACAUCAUCUACACCCAGUGACACAACUACAUCAUCUACACCCAGUGACACAACUAUAACAACUACACCCAGUGACACAACCACAAUAUGUACACCCAGUGACACAACUCCAAUAUCUACACCCAGUGACACAACUAUAACAACUACACCCAGUGACACAACUACAAUAGCUACACCCAGUGACAUAACUACAUCACCUACACCCAGUGACACAACUGCAAUAUUUACAUCCAGUGACACAACAACAAUAUUUACACCCAGUGACACAACUACAACAGCUACACCAAGUGACACAACUACAUCACCUACACCCAGUGACACAAUUACAAUACCUACACCCAGUGACACAAAUACAAUACCUACAACCAGUGACACAAAUACAAUAUCUACACCCAGUGACAUAACUACAUCACCAACACCCAGUGACACAACUCCAAUAUCUACACCCAGUGACACAACUAUAACAACUACACCCAGUGACACAACUACAAUAGCUACGCCAAGUGACAUAACUACAUCACCAUCACCCAGUGAUACAACUGCAAUAUUUACACCCAGUGACACAACAACAAUAUUUACACCCAGUGACACAACUACAAUAUCUACACCAAGUGACACAACUACAUCAACUACACCCAGUGACAUAACUACAUCAACAACACCCAGUGACACAACUACAUCACCUACAGCCAGUGACACAACUACAUCACCUAUAGCCAGUGACACAACUACAAUAUUUACACCCAGUGACACAACUACAAUAGCUACACCAAGUGACACAACUACAUCACCUACACCCAGUGACACAACUACAACAACUACACCCAGUGACACAACUACAAUAUCUACACCCAGUGACACAACUACAACAACUACACCCAGUGACACAACUACACCAACUACACCCAGUGACACAACUACAUCACCAACACCCAGUGACACAACUACAAUAUCUACAUCCAGUGACACAACUAAAAUAUCUACACCAAGUGACACAACUACAAUAUUUACACCCAGUGACACAAGUACAAUAUCUACACCCAGUGACACAACUACACCCAGUGACACAAUUACAUCACCUUCACCCAGUGACCAAACUACAUCACCUUCACCCAGUGACACAACUACAACAACUACACCCAGUGACACAACUACAAUAUCUACACCCAGUGACACAACUACACCAACUACACCCAGUGACACAAAUACAAUAUCUACACCCAGUGACACAAAUACAAUAUCUAGACCCAGUGACACAACUACAAUACCUACACCCAGUGACACAAAUACAAUAUCUACACCCAGUGAAACAACUACAAUAUCUACACCCAGUGACACAACUACAUCAUCUUCACCCAGUGACACAACUACAUCACCUACACCCAGUGACACAACUAGAACAACUACACCCAGUGACACAACUAGAACACCUACACCCAAUGACACAACUACAUCACCUACACCCAGUGACACAACUUCAUCACCUUCAACCAGUGACACAUCUACAACAACUACACCCAGUGACACAAAUACAAUAUCUACACCCAGUGACACAACUACAACACCUACACCAAGUGACACAUCUACACCAACUACACCCACAACUACACCCAGUGACACAACUACAUCACCUACACCCAGUGACACAACUACAUCACCUACAUCCAGUGACACAACUACAACACCUACAACCAGUGACACAAAUACAAUAUCUACACCCAGUGACACAACUACAACACCUACACCCAUUGACACAUCUACAAUAUCUACACCCAGUGACACAAAUACAUCACCUACACCCAGUGACACAACUACAUCACCUACACCCAGUGACACAGCUACAUCACCUUCAACCAGUGACACAUCUACAUCACCUACACCCAGUGACACAACUACAAUAUUUACACCCAGUGACACAACUACAAUAUCUACACCCAGUGACACAACUAGAACACCUACACCCAGUGACACAACUACAACACCUACACCCAGUGACACAACUUCAACACCUACACCCGGUGACACAAAUACAACACUUACACCCAGUUACACAAAUACAAUAUCUAGACCCAGUGACACAACUACAAUAUCUACACCCAGUGACAAAACUACAACAACCUUAUCCAGUGACACAAAUACACAUUCGCACAGUGAAACAACAGCUUUUUCGACUGACACAACUAAAACAACUUCAUCCGAGGUCACAAGGCAACCCCUAACCGAAAGUCACGGAGGUAACGAAUACCCUUCCGAACCGCUUAUAGUUUCCGGUGCUGUUUUUCGGAUCUUUUUUCUGCUGAACUUCACUGGUUUGAAUUAUAGCGACGUAUUUGAAACCAACCUGAAAAAAGAGCUCGAGGAUCACAUAUUCACCGGAUAUGACGUAACAAUAAGCAUCGAAAAGUCGAAAGGCGGGCAAAGACGAGAUAUGAGAGGAGCAGUAAAAUAUAGGAACACACCAGAGUUCAGUGUAGAUACGGAAAUAAAUGUGACUCUCGAAGAACUGAGGAGAAAAGAAGAUAGCUUACAAGAUUUUCAAGAAAUCGUUGUCAAAAAUAUUCAAGAGAUCAACCAAACGACCGUAAGAUAUUUAAUCAACCAAACAGACGUUAUAACGAAGAGUUUGGAGGAUCAAACAAACAAUAAGACUGAGUGUGAUGCAGUGACCAAUGUCAGACGGUGUUACCCGGGAUAUGACUGCUAUGCCCAGAACUACAGUGGUGAAUGCAAGCACAAGUGUUCUGAAGAAAGAACGAGGUUACCGUGUAAGAAUGAAGGCCGCUGUUACUUUGACAUCAUUGCCAAUCAGACUGCAUGCAGAUGUCGAAGUAGUAUAAUGACUGUGUAUUAUGGUCAUUGGUGUGAGGAAAAGACAGGACGCGUCGAGUUUGUUGUUGGUUUGUCUGUUGGUACCGUUUCAGGGCUAGUCGCCAUCUUUCUUCUUAUCGUCUGCUGCAAGCGUCUAUCGACUGAUCACAGGUAUCUCAGUAAAUCUCAUGAAGUUGAAGCUGACGAUUUUAUCAGUAAUGAGUUGAAUAGUGAUCUGGAUUAUAAUUACUUCUCACAUUAUAAUCCAUGCUGGUAUUCAGACGCUGCAGGUUUUUCUAAUCAGAUUUACGAAAGAAGGCACCAGGCUCAGAUUUUGGAAUCCAGGAUGUAUUUACCCAGGAGAUCAGCGUCUAGUCUGCCUAAACCCAGGGAUAAAGAAUUAUCAUCAUUCUCCAUUAAGCGGCCGAAGAUUUUCAGUGACCCUGUGACAGACGUAUUCAGUCCAUACAACAGCUCCAUUGAUCACCGUCACAGCGGCAUUACGGUAUGACCUACCAGUAUAUCCUUGGCAAAUGGGAAGAGG